AUGGAAUGGUCAAAUGACGAAGUAAUAGAGUUUUUGCAACUAUAUGAAGGAUAUCCACAAAUUUGGAACCCACGCCAUCCGAGUCAUAAAAACAGAAACUUAGUUCAUGAUGCGUGGAAGGAGAUAGAAAAUAAAUUAAGUGUCAAAACUGACAUUACAGAAAUAAAAAAAAAAAAGAUUCUCUUAUGGCUACUUAUAGAAAACUUUUAA
Macrosiphum euphorbiae (potato aphid) is the source of this 210-nucleotide messenger RNA. The record is from the annotation of a GenBank genome assembly. NCBI's taxonomy places the organism in Eukaryota, Metazoa, Arthropoda, Insecta, Hemiptera, Aphididae.